AUGUUGCGAAUUUUAUCAAUUUUUAUAAUUUUCGCAUCCUGUACAGCGGAGACGCCUUGUAAAUAUCCCCCAAAACCAACUUAUAGUAACUGCUGUAACCAUCCAAAACUCCUCGACAAUCGUGACUUUGAAGGAUGCGAUCGUUCCAAAAGUUACAAAAAUCAAGCAACUUCAGUUUGUGCGGAAUACGAAUGUUUUUUCACCAAAACGGGCCUUUUCAAGAACGAAACUCUUCAAAUGGCGGCGAUUCAGAGCUACAUGAUAAAAUUAUCGCGUGAAUUUGCGCAAAUGUCUCCGUUGAUUGAUUGGCAAAGUGUGAUCAGUGGUGCCGUUGAGGUUUGUGUCGACAAGAUUUUUGACAUGAGAGAAGUUUUGAGGGAACUUUUUUCGCAAGAACCUUUCAAAAUUAGUCCGUCGGAGUGUGAUGUGACGUUCGUGGCGACAAUUAAUUGCGUUUAUUACGAUAUUUUUGUCAAUUGUCCGCAAGCAGCGUGGGAACGAACUCGCGAAUGUGAUGAUUGGCAAGAUCAUAUCAAUACUUGCAUGAAUGACAUUGAAACCUUUCCGCAUAUCGACAUGAAUAAAAUGUAUAAUCCAUAA
Molecule: messenger RNA, 600 nt
Organism: Culicoides brevitarsis
Lineage: Eukaryota; Metazoa; Arthropoda; Insecta; Diptera; Ceratopogonidae
Product: general odorant-binding protein 66-like
Exons: 4
Coding region: 1-600 (199 amino acids)
Source: RefSeq, a predicted model, not a curated record